This is a messenger RNA of Dothidotthia symphoricarpi CBS 119687, 2446 nucleotides long. RefSeq lists its product as uncharacterized. Gene Ontology annotation, biological process: ceramide biosynthetic process. The transcript is spliced from 5 exons. Bases 188 to 2446 code for a protein of 752 amino acids. Gene Ontology annotation, cellular component: membrane. NCBI's taxonomy places the organism in Eukaryota, Fungi, Ascomycota, Dothideomycetes, Pleosporales, Dothidotthiaceae. Gene Ontology annotation, molecular function: sphingolipid delta-4 desaturase activity. The record is from RefSeq and is a predicted model, not a curated record.
CUCAGCACCUGAACAUCACGGCCGCUAUGUAUCCAAGGCGGCUCCCUCGACAACGAUGGGAAAGGCGCCGUCUUGGAAAAGGAUACGACUGCAUCAAAUCUCGAUAGCGACCUUCUCCUCGGCCUCAUACCCAGAAUAAAUCCGUCUGCAAUUUCAUGGCUCGAAAGCGAGUGUGUACGGCGCAACCAUGAGCGAUGUUCGUCUCUAUGACACCAGAAGAGUCAACAACGAUCACCCAGUGUGGACGAUGCUCAGGGCAUUUCAUGGACAGACGGAGGUGCAGUACGCCAACUACUCGGAGUGGGAUGGAAAACUCAUAGCUCAGAUCUACGAUUUUUGGCGCCGGGUCCCACGUUCCAGGUCUCUUGCCCGUACACAUCCUGACUUCAAAAACCCAGCACAUAGAUAUUACAGUGUGAGUGAAGAGUGGAUCAAGAACGAGAAGACAUGGGCGCAGAACUUUUUACCGGUGCCAAGGGCGAGCAUCUCAUUCCCAGAGCAGACUUCAUUCGGCUCCGUCAUAUGGUACGAAGAACUCUCUGAGCAGAAGUGCGGAGUCAAGUUGAGGAAUGUCUUGGUGGUUGGCCUCGGGUCGCUUCACGACAUGACAGAUGGUCAGUGGUUGCACAGUAUCCGUCGGCACCGUAUGGUUUGGGAGAUUGUACAGAUGAUGAGGAAAAGCAGUUACAGCGAGGAAACAAAGACCUGGGCUACUAUCCAUGUCACAUUCGAAGAUUCAUACUACACAGACGCAGACAAGGCCUACCUCAACGGGCAUUUCAAUACCUCGGGAAGAAUCUCCGCAACGGUUUCUAGCAACGGGUCGGGCUGGCAGGCCACUAUGACCGAUGACUGUCUGUUCAUCACCUUCAGGCCAGAUGAGCCGUACAGAGAGAUUAUGGCUGACCUCGUCAACGCGCCAGAGGGGGCAAAGAGGCCUCGAGCGGUGAUAUGUAGGCCUGCCACAGAGCAACGUAAUCGAGAUACAACCAAUACGCGCGUUGUGGAGUGGCUUGCUGGGUAUUGGCUGGUAGCACAGCCGACGGUCGAGGACGACGACGUGUUUGGGAGAACAGUGCUCCACUCUGGCCAGCAUGUUCCUGGCGCUAGUGGCGGUGGCGUUGUGGUCGUCAGUCGUCAGCCAACAAUGGCACGACGGUUCGACGUCGACCCACUUUUCCCGUUCAGACGCCAAGCUCAGGGUCAAGUUCACUCACAAAAUCCACGUCCCACCUCCAGAGCUCUCCUCACACUCCACACCGCAAUUCCUCCGAUUGCCAAGAUGCGGUCCUCAGUCUCUACUGCUACCGUCCCGCCGCGGAAGCCCGCAAACAGGAGCUUCACCGUCAAGGCGGGGAAGCAGGAGGUGUUGAAGAGCGACAAUGAACACGACCACUUUUUCUGGACGUACACAGAGGAGCCGCACAGGACACGGCGAAUGGCCAUUAUCAAGGCACAUCCAGAGGUAACAAAGCUCUGCGGUCCCGAGCCCCUCACCAAAUACGUCGUCGUCUUCGUCGUGUCUAUCCAGAUACUCUGCGCAUACCUCCUUCGUAACACGCCCUUCUUAUCAUGGCCGUUCUUCCUCACCGCAUACGUCGUUGGCGCCACGGCGAACCAGAAUUUGUUCCUUGCUAUACACGAGAUCUCGCACAAUCUGGCCUUCAGGUCCCCGCUGGCAAACAGGGUGUUUGCUGUGUUUGCCAAUCUGCCUAUUGGCAUCCCAUACAGUGCUUCAUUCAGGCCCUACCAUCUUACCCAUCACAAGUCGCUCGGCGUCGAAGGGCUCGACACGGACCUGCCCACCGCCUUUGAGGCUUUCUUCCUCGACUCGGUCGCUGGCAAGGCUUUCUUCGCCACCUGCCAGAUCCUCUUCUACGCCCUCCGCCCCAUGUUCAUCUACAACCUGCCACUCACGAGGAUCCAUCUCUUCAACGUUGUCGUACAGCUCGCCUUCGACUACGCGCUCGUGCAGUUCGCAAGCGGCAAGGCGCUCGCAUACCUCAUCUUGAGCAGCUUCCUCGCUGGGUCGCUACACCCCUGCGCCGGCCACUUCAUCGCCGAGCACUACGUUUUCGAGAAGCCCAUCAAAGAUGCGACAAACCCUGCGAACCAGAUCGCCGUUCCUGAGACUUACUCGUACUACGGAAUCCUCAACUUUUUUACGUACAACGUCGGCCUGCACAACGAGCACCACGACUUCCCCGCCGUGCCGUGGACACGCCUGCCUGCGUUGAACCGUAUUGCACACGAGUUUUACGAUGAGUUGCCGCAGCACAAGAGCUGGGUGUGGGUCAUCUGGCAAUUUGUAUGGGACAAGGAUAUCAGCUUGUGGUGCAGGGUCAAGAGAGAGGGAGGAGGACGGAAGGUUGGCGCCGGUAGUGGGUGGAAUGAGGAAGAGUUGGGCGCGAACGAGAAGAAGGGCCCAAUUCCUGGUGUGCUAUAA